This is a messenger RNA of Rhincodon typus (whale shark), 6006 nucleotides long. It is a transcript of the gene unc5b, whose product is annotated as unc-5 netrin receptor B. The record is from RefSeq and is a predicted model, not a curated record. Gene Ontology annotation, biological process: anterior/posterior axon guidance; netrin-activated signaling pathway. The coding region runs from base 502 to 3078 and encodes 858 amino acids. The transcript has 15 exons. NCBI's taxonomy places the organism in Eukaryota, Metazoa, Chordata, Chondrichthyes, Orectolobiformes, Rhincodontidae. Gene Ontology annotation, molecular function: protein binding; netrin receptor activity. Gene Ontology annotation, cellular component: membrane.
GAGAGAGAGAGAGCUGAGUGAAGUCCGAUCUGUGUCGCUUGGCAGUUCCUAAGCCAUCAGCGAGUGUCGAACAUCCCAGUUUUACACCCCAGGAUUGUAGGGAGUUGUGUGUGUGUGUGUGUGGGGCUCUGGGACACAGACACAGAGAGAGAGAGACACACACACACACUCCAGAGUUUAAACCCGGAACGAUGAGAAAACACAACUUGGGAUUUCAAAGUGACCGGGAGAAAUUGAAAACCUAAUGACUUUUUGCCGCUGUAUCAGCUUCACCUCUGGAAGACGUUCAAAGGGAUUUUUUUCCUGCAAACAUUUUCUAUUUUAAGUUUAUUUUUUGUGUGUGAGGCAACGGAGAGAGAAGACUGAGUGUGCUUUAUUUUAAAGAAAUCUCCCGUGCUCUCUGCUCCUGCACUUUCGAAUCCGUCUUGAUUUCUGCAUUGGCCUGACAGAGAGACAGAGAGAGGGGAAGGGGAAAAGGAGCUGCCUGCAGCCGCCUUCAGCAUGCUCUCCCCUCGGCCACACGGACUGCGGGCCCUCGCUGUGCUGCUCCUGUGGAUGAUCAACCCGAGUCAAGCAGGAUCCGAACACAGCGAUGUGCUUCCUGAGGCCUUCCCUUCUUCACCAACAGAGCCACUGCCACGAUUCCAGGUGGAGCCAGAUGAUGCCUAUAUUGUCAAGAACAAGCCAGUUGUAAUGGCCUGCACAGCAACACCAGCCACGCAGAUCUACUUCAAGUGCAAUGGGGAAUGGGUGCACCAGAAGGACCAUGUGACUGAGGAGAAUGUGGAUCAGAUCACAGGGCUGGUGGUUCGGGAAGUUCACAUCGAGGUCUCUCGGCAGCAGGUGGAGGAGCUGUUUGGUUUAGAAGACUUCUGGUGUCAGUGCGUCGCUUGGAGUGCGUCAGGAACGACCAAGAGCAGGAGAGCAUAUGUCCGCAUUGCCUACCUAAGGAAGAACUUUGAGCAGGAACCACUGGGAACAGACGUGUCUCUGGAGCACGAGGUUCUAUUGCAGUGUCGUCCUCCAGAAGGAGUCCCACCAGCAGAGGUGGAAUGGCUAAAAAACGAUGAAGUUAUCAAUCCAGUCCAAGAUUCGAACUUCCUCCUCACCAUCGACCACAACCUGAUCAUCAAACAGGCCCGCCUCUCUGAUACGGCAAACUAUACAUGUGUAGCCAAGAACAUAGUGGCCAAGAGGCGUAGCACCACGGCUACUGUGGUGGUAUACGUGAACGGCGGCUGGUCAACCUGGACAGAGUGGUCUUCAUGUAACACGCGCUGUGGCCGGGGCUGGCAGAAACGGACGAGGACAUGCACCAACCCGGCACCGCUCAAUGGCGGGGCCUUCUGCGAAGGUCAAACCUUUCAGAAGAUUGGCUGCACCACCAUGUGCCCAGUUGAUGGUGGCUGGACAGAUUGGAGCAAAUGGUCAGCCUGCAGUACCGAGUGCACCCACUGGAGGAGCCGUGAGUGCACCGAGCCCUCACCCAGAAAUGGAGGCAAGGAUUGCAUUGGCCCUGUUCUGGAAUCCAAAAACUGCACAGAUGGCCUCUGUUUGCAGAAUAACUCUCAGUUGUUGAACUCGUCAAUACAGCCAGACCUGACAGCUAGUGCUGGCUCUUACCGGGGGCCCAUGUACACUCUCCAGGACACAGCUGACAAGAUUCCCAUGACAAACUCCCCACUCUUGGACCCCUUGCCCAGCCUGAAAAUCAAAGUGUACAACUCCUCGACGACCACGUCCAUGUUGGUGGGUGAGAUGGACUCGGGCAUGUACCCUGGGGGCAACAGCAGCGAUAGCAACGUUACCAUGAACAUGAGGAACAAAGCCCUCAGCUCCCAGCACCUGGGCACCAUGCCCAGAGAGCCUGGGUACAGUGCCAGUGGAACCUUUGGCUGUCAGGGUGGACGACUGACAGUGCCCAACUCAGGUGUCAGCUUGUUGGUACCACAGGGAGCAAUUCCACAGGGCAAGUUCUAUGAAAUGUACCUGAUAAUAAACAAGAGGGAAAACAUGCUGCCCCCAUCUGAAGGUUCGCAGACGGUCCUGAGUCCAAUGGUGACCUGUGGCCCAACAGGCAUGUUGUUGUGUCGACCCGUUGUCCUCAGCGUCCCUCACUGUGCAGACGUCUGCGGAUCAGACUGGAGCAUUAAAUUCAAGACACAGACUCACCAGGCAGCUUGGGAGGAGGUGGUGACAUUGGAAGAGGAGAAUUUAAAUACCCCCUGCUACUGUCAGCUGGACCCCCAGUCCUGCCACAUUCUGCUCGACCAGUUGGGCACGUAUGCCCUCGUUGGAGAGUCUGUCUCCAGGUCAGCCAUUAAAAGACUCCAGCUCGCCAUAUUUGCACCCAUCUCAUGUACAUCUCUGGAGUACAGCCUUAAAGUGUACUGUGUGGACGACACUCCAGAUGCUUUAAAGGAAGUGCUGGAGCUGGAGAGGACUCUGGGAGGUUACCUGCUUGAGGAACCCAAGAUGCUGCUGUUCAAGGACAGUUACCACAAUCUUCGGCUUUCCAUCCACAAUAUCCCCCACUCACUGUGGAGAAGCAAAUUGCUCGCCAAAUAUCAGGAAAUCCCAUUUUACCAUAUCUGGAGUGGUACCCAGAGAGCACUGCACUGCACCUUCUCACUAGAGCGAUACAGCCUGGCAUCAACUGAAUUCUCCUGCAAAAUCUGUGUCCGACAGGUGGAGGGAGAGGGUCAGAUUUUCCAGCUACAUACAACCAUUGAAGAGAAUGCCAAAUGCGUUAGCCCGUUCCACACGCAGGGUGGCACUAACAUAACCACACAGGUCGGCCCUUAUGCCUUUAAGAUUCCAUAUUCCAUCCGACAGAAAAUCUGUACGAAUUUGGAUGCACCAAACACCCGAGGCAAUGAUUGGAGGCUCCUAGCCCAGAAGCUGGGAGUUGACAGGUAUCUCACCUAUUUUGCUACAAAACUUAGUCCGACUGGCGUCAUCCUGGACCUGUGGGAAGCCCAGCAUCAGGAUGAUGGAGACAUCAACUCCCUUGCCAGUAUCCUCGAGGAGAUGGGCAAGAGUGAUGUGAUGGUAGUCAUGACAACAGAAGAAUGCUGAAACACAGAUAACCUUACAACAUAGUGAUGGAUCCCCAGCAUCCAUGGCAACUGUUACAGAAAUCCACUUGCUGCUGCCUGCAGCACCAAGCCAAUUAGGAACAAGUAGCAAUUUUUCAUGAGAGCUGAAGAUGUCAUGUACGAUCUAGACAAAAAAAAACCUCUCUCCUCUCAAAAGCUUUGGGCAGCUUGUAUAAGAUUAACAGUUUCUUAGGAAACGCAUUUAAUUUAUUGUCCAUAUCUUUGGAUGCUUUUGUUUUAUUCGCUCCUAUAUUGAGACUUUGUACAAAAAUCCGAGGAUUUGUUUACAUUCACAGUCGAUGUAGACAUCCUUCAAAUCCCAGUGCACAUGUUGUACAAAACCGAACAGGGAGAGGAAUCCAAUUGAGUCACUAGACACAACUAUACACGAAGAGGAAGAGGAUGAAUUGUGAAUGCGGGCAGACAUCACAGAGUCAUGUUAACCCCUUUUGUUUUAUUUUUAUGUUGCAAACACAGUUUCUCCAUUCAGAUUUGCAAGGACACAGACUAGAUGCCACAUCUGUGCAAGUUUCUCAUGAGCCACGACUAUGGAGUGAUUUCUAAAACUUCCCUUUUCGAGACAAGCUCAGUAGCUUUGGCUGAGGGUGCCAAUGGCUGGGUUUGUUCCACCUUCACUGUUCACAGUGUCGCAGCAGCAUUUGACAGUCAGUCAAUAAGCGCAGAGGAAUGUCCUAUGAUGGUUAGCAGGUGUUCACCUAGUAAUAUCAACCGCAGUCAUUUCCAGGCUAGCACCCAUCAUUUCUGCUUAAAGUGAAGAGAUUUAUUCAUCCACUACAGCUACCCUCCUACCUGCCCCCCUUCACCACAUUGCCCCAACUCUCCGUCAGGAUACACGGGAGUGAUUCCUACCCCAGCCUGCACUAAGUUGAGGCCAGAAUUUAAGGAGGCUCGAGGCUGAAGCGAAGCAAUAGUCAUCCAUUGAAGGAACCUACUAUUUCCCAGGAGAAAUAUUCCUGACUCAUAAUCUUGCAAUGGCAUCGCAGAUGAAAACGGCCAAAUCCAGACAUAUUGCUCCAUAACAGAGGCUUUAGUCAGUGCUGUGGUGUCCUCCCCAGCUGCUCCCCCUCUCCGAAUUCACCACCUCCAUCCACUUCACUGAACCUUCAAAACCUCAAACUGGCGGAACCUGGAGUUCCGAGAACGUUUGCUCCUCGAUUCCCUUUUCAUAUAAACUGGAAGAAUUGUAAAGCCAUUUUCAAAGCCUGAGGCCAGUUCCCAGAGAUGGCUGUGGAUUUGGACGAGGAUUGGUGCAUCGUGUGGGAGUUGCCUCCUCGGGUCAGAGGUCGAAAGGAAGCCCUCACUGGGAGAGAAUGCAACCCGAGAUCAUUUUCUUUUCAGAACCUCUCUCACAUAGAGAAGCCUUCACAUGGUCUCAUUCUGCAUUUGACUCCCAAGUGGAGGACUGGUAUCCAAUGAUGUCUUAUUCCAAACUUGCCUUUAAAUAAAACACCUUUGGUUCUUGUCAAGUCCUCAUUGAGACAUUUGAUAGUAAAAGCCAAUAGACAUUGAAAGGUAGCUACAUCAUCAGAAACAUCUUAAGUUGAAUAAAAGGUCAGGCCAACCCAAAACAACAACAAUAUAGGUUGAAUGUGGGAGUGUGCAUUUUUGAUGCUGUGGUACUGUCAAUAAGAGUAUGAGAUACCCAAGGCUACACCAUCAAAAUGACACUAGUAUUAGUUACUUGUAAGUGUUGUUUAAAUGUUUAAGUACUUGGUAGCACAGCACAUUUUGAGUUAUUUAUUUUCAAGGUGUUUUGGAUAAAUAUAUUUUAAAUUCAUUAUUGUGUCAUUUUAAUUGUUAAAUGACUGCUUCAGAAAGUGAAGUAUCGGACAUGAAUUAUUAUCCUUCGUCUGGCUGGGGGAGAAAGAGCCUUUGUGCUUUUGCCUAAUCCAAAUCAGACAGCCCAUAUAUGAGGAAAUCUACUUGUAAUUCCAUGAUAGGGUUGACAGCUCUCCAAGGAUUGCUCUGGAAUCUUACGGAAUUGAAAAUUAAUCUCCAGGGGACCGCUAUGAGUGACGUCCAGCAAAAGAUUCACAGGGCCUUUAGAGAACUUUUAUUUCUCAAUUUUUUUGAGUACAUCUUUUUGUUGUUAGUUACAAAAGGUAUAGCGGAGUGGGGGUGUUGUUGCCUGGUGGUUAAUGGGAGAAGGGCUGUUUAUUUGGGCAGAGGCAGCAAAAACAAGAGUGGUUAUGUGCUGAAAAUCUCCAGAAACCCAGGGCUGGCACCCUUCAGUCCAAAGGUCUAUCUCUCCCCACGCACAAACUAAUAACCAGCUAAGCCGCACACUCCUCAUUCAUUGUUUUAAUCAAAUUUUAUCAACAUACAGUGGUGAGCUUUUAAAAGAAAAGAAUCCUUGGUUUCGAUGACAAUAUAUAGUUUUUAUAAAAUUAUAUUUGAACAACCUAUGAUGGAUACUGGUGUCCAUUUCAAUAAUGGUGUAAUUGAGAUUUUGGACCUAGAUAAGAACAAUCCCACUUGCUGCAGAGACGGGAAAUUGGCGCUAACUUUUAGAUGGCCAUGGCCAGCAUUUUUCAGUAUUCAUCGAUUAAAAGCGGCUAGAGGUGUUUUAAUGAACAGUUAAUCCCCUUUUUCCCAUGUAAGGGGAUACCAUGACACCAAGCGGUUAGCAAAAUAAUGCUUUAAAUUCUUUCAUUCACUUCAAGUGCUAUGCAAGUUCAUAGAAGUUAACUCAUUUUCAGGCAUAUCGUAAUGCUUCAGUUUUUAUGUACAUCUCUCAUAUUUAUAUGUAUAGAAAGUGCUAGAAUCAAUUGCUCUGUCUGUCUUUUCAUGUAUUUGUUCAUUCUGUAAACUACCAAUUGUAAAUAAGUUUAGCAUUCCUAUUGUAACAAAUUAAUUUUUAUGCAAUAAAUUAUAUUUCCUAGUUUAA